Geosmithia morbida is the source of this 1422-nucleotide messenger RNA. RefSeq names its product bifunctional polynucleotide phosphatase/kinase. The record is from RefSeq and is a predicted model, not a curated record. Bases 1 to 1422 code for a protein of 473 amino acids. Gene Ontology annotation, molecular function: double-stranded DNA binding; polynucleotide 3'-phosphatase activity; ATP-dependent polydeoxyribonucleotide 5'-hydroxyl-kinase activity. NCBI's taxonomy places the organism in Eukaryota, Fungi, Ascomycota, Sordariomycetes, Hypocreales, Bionectriaceae. The transcript is spliced from 3 exons. Gene Ontology annotation, biological process: DNA repair.
AUGCCUCCCGCUCCGCCUCCGUCUCCGCCCGGCAAGCGCAAGGCUGCCGACGGCCCGAUCUCACCACCGCCUCUCAAGCGUAGGGUGCAGAGCGGCACUACCACAAACUUCUUCAAGCCGGCAUCACAGAAGCCCAGAGACCGCACCGUCUGGUCCGAGAGGGCACCCGCGGAUGGCGGGCCGGCGACGCUGCUGGUCGCGCGGUACGAGCCCGAGGAUGCCGCGGCGGCCGUCGAGAGGGACGCGCGGCGCAAGAUUGCCGCCUUCGACCUCGACUCCACCCUCAUCACCACGAGCUCGGGCAAGAGGCACGCGAGCAGCGGCACGGACUGGAAGUGGUGGGACGGCAGGGUGCCGGCCAGGCUGCGCGAGCUGUACGACCAGGGCUACCGGGUGGUGAUCCUGUCGAACCAGGCCGGGCUGACGCUGCACCUCGACGCCGACUACAAGGGGCCCAGGGCCGGGGCGCGGAAGCGGGUCGGCGAGUUCAAGCAGAAGUGCAGCGCCGUCCUCGCCAACCUCGACCUGCCCACGACGAUCUACGCGGCCACCGCCAAGGAUGGCUUCCGCAAGCCCAGGACGGGCAUGUGGACGGAGAUAUGCAAGGACUACGACAUCCCGGCCGACAAGGUCGACACGGCCCGGAGCAUCUUUGUGGGCGACGCGGCCGGCCGGAUCGCCUCGCCGGCCAAGGGAGACGGCGGCGCCGCGGUGGCUGCGACGCGCAGAGAUUUCAGCUGCUCGGACCGCAACUUUGCCCACAACGUCGGCGUGGCAUUCAAGACGCCGGAGGAGUUCUUCCUGGGCGAGGAGCCCCGGGAGUUUGCGCGCGACUUUGACCUGGACGACUUUGCCUACGACGAGGAUACGGCAGCGUCGGCAGCGGCGGCAGCGGCAGCCGACAAGACGACGGAAAGGCUGUUCGAGAAGACCGAUGACCAGGACGUGGUGCUGUUCUGCGGCCCACCCGGCGCGGGAAAGAGCACGUUUUACUGGAACCAUCUCGAGCCUCUGGGCUACCAGCGCAUCAACCAAGACCGGCUCAAAAGCCGCGACAGGUGUGUCAAGGUGGCUCGGGAGCAUCUGUCCGCGGGUGACUCCAUCGUGAUUGACAACACAAAUGCCGACGUCGACACGCGGGCCGUGUGGAUCGAUGUAGCGCGGAAGAUGGGAGUACCGAUCCGAUGCGUCUGGUUCAAGACACCGCUGCAUGUGUGCGAGCACAACGACGCGGUCCGGUCGCAGAAUGCCGCGCUGAACCCGGAAGCUCGGCAGGGGCUGCCGGCACAGGCCUUUCACGGCUUCGCAUCACGGUACAAGGAGCCGCGAGUGAGCGAGGGCUUCCAGGAUGUCAGGGAGGUGCCGUUCACCUUUCGCGGCUCGAGGCAGGACUACGAGAUAUGGGGACGCUAUUGGGUGUGA